GAUUUACUUUGAGCAAGGGGAAAGUUUAGGACGCAAAGUAUUGGAACCAAUCUGUGCGAAAGGAUGAGUGCCGCUAGUGUGAGAUAAUAUAUUUUCUAAUUAUCGUUCAAUUGUUUUGUAGCUCUUUUAAGAAAUGUUUAUGUCAGUGAAUUUUUUGUGAAGCUCAUGGCUUCUGUGGGCUCCUCGAAAGAGGGGACUGCGGGGAGCAGUCAUCGGUCGCUUCCUCAAAGUUCUCAACAACAACAAGGAGGGGGCCAGAGCUUCCAACCCAUGGAUAAAGCUUCAAGCCAGACUGUCAAGUUGAACCCUAAGCUGGAGCUGAGCCACACUGAGCUUUUGAAGUUGCUGUCAUACAUGGAAGCUGAGCUGCAAGCUAGAGAUGUUGUCAUUGCUACACUCAAGACAGAACGAAUCAAGAGCCUUCUAGCAUAUGGAAGAGGAGGAGUUCAUGACCCAGUUCUGGCGCUGCAGCGUGAUGCCUCCUGUGCCACAUCAGCUGCUGCUCGUUCUGAAGGAGACAAUGCCUCACAACUACACAUGCGCAGCCUGCAGGACACGCAGCUCUCCCAGCUAGAGCAUCUUAUAUCUCAGCAGCGCAAAGCUCAUCAGCGCAUGCGACAUGUCCUCAGAGAGGCAGAAAAGCGCCAUAGCCGCGUGGUUGGCGAGCUGGAGGAGGAGCGCAGAAAGCAUGAGCACGACACGGCACAAGGAGAUGAUGUAGCAUAUGCACUCGAGCGGGACAGAACUCGCCUUAAGCAGUAUGAUUGUGGUCAGACGAUGGAGUCGGAGCGCACCCAGCGUCGCGCUGCUGAGGCAGAAGUGGCACGCCUUACAAGUGAACGCGAGCAGAUGCAGCAGCAGCACAAACAGAUGGUGCUGCUGCUGCUUGAAGACAGGAACAGACUGGCGCUACAUGCUGCUCACUACCGCAACAGAGCUGAACAAUUGGCUAAGUUGGUGAGUGAAGAGAAAGGUCGCAUCGACGGCAUGGCGGAGGGUCUGGAGGAGGAAAGCAAGAAGAGCCUGCAGAUGGAGGCUCAGAUGGAGAAGCAGCUCGCGCUCUUCGAUGCUGAACGCCAGCAGAUGAGAGGACUGCUGCAGCGGCGCGACCACAGACUGGAGGAGGUUGAGGCGCUGGUAGAGAAGCUGCAGCGGGACGUGGCCCACUACCAGAAGCAGCUUCAGGAGGCACAUAACGUGGCCAUGUUCCAGCAGCAGCAGCAGCAGUUGUCUGUGUCGCCCCCUCGUCUUGUGGGACCUCCUGCUGCUGCCCUGCACUCCCUUCCCUGCUCUACCCCUCCUGCGUUGACGCCGUCAGUGACAGCGUCGGUGGUGAGUGGAGUGAGCCUAAGCCAGGCCUCUAACAUGGUUAGCCUGCCCUCCCUGAGCCCCAACACCUGCACCUCUUCCCUGGCUCCCUCUGAUGUAUCCGGCGCCCCACCUGGCCAGUCCUCUACCCUGCCUCCUUCCGUGCGUCUUGCCCCAGCCUCUAAGCCUCGGCCUCAGCCUCCACAGCUGCCAGCCAAGCCGCCUCAGCUCAGCCACCAGCCUGCGAGACAGGCAGGUACUUUACCUCCCCCUAAAGUAGCGGCGCGUGUGAGAGCUUCCUCCCCAGGCAGUGAGGAUUCAUCCAAUCACUCGCAGCUGUUAUCUAGUCAAUCCCUCGCUAGUCAUCCUUCCGCGUCCUCAGCUCACGCACAUUCAUAUUCACCUUAUCCAAUAAGCACACAUUCCGCGUGCUUAGUUGCCAAUGAAACUACUGGCAUUUCCUCACCGCUGCUAGGCGGAGCCAGCUAUGAUUCACCUUUAAGUUUGACUCAUCUUGGAGGAGGCACUUACGAAUCAUCAGGUAUGAAUCUCAUGGGCCAGGGAGGCUUCGAGAAUCAAGCUUCCUUGGCCAGCACUGGACACAGCAAAGCCGUGCAGCUCUCCGCCACCGUUAAUUCUGUUCCCGUUUCCUUGCCCACGACUGGCAUAGCCCGUGCAGUGCAGCCGCCACGUGCUGUUCUGUAUGCUUCAAACCAAGGCGACGAAUGCGUGUCCACUGCCUCGGUUGUUGGUGGCAGUGCCGCUUCUCAUGGCAGCAGUGCCACGUCUCAUGGCAGUGCCACGUCCCAGGUGGUGCAGUUGUCACCGCGAGUAAACGUGUCAGCUACAGGCACUGGCAAAGUCAUCGCAAGUAACCAAGGCGGCAAAUUCACUUUCCAAGUGACCCAAACUUCGUAGGUGUGUCUUGGCAUCUGAAACUAAAGAAGACAACUUGAGUGAACCCGCACUAGUGGAACAACCAUCGCUACCUUCACUUCUGCAGGGGAUUGUUGUAAAAGUUCUGUACGGAUCGCUCCUCUUAUUGUAAUCGGGACCGUCUAAAUGUUCUUGUUAAGCUAUUUUCGUAUGGCAACAUCUGGCCUGUACAAGAUUGAACCUGUAGCCUCUUGUUCAUCUAAAUUUUGUAUUUAAUGCAAUUGUUGAUUAUAUUUCGUAGUGUGGUCUGAUCUUUCAUUCAGUGUCUGACAUGACCACUUUGUUCUUAACAGUUAUUUGUAUUAUUGUCUGAUCAUCAGACUCUGAGAAAGGCAUUAGUUGUUCACAAUUAGUUGUCUGAUCAUAUUGGCCGGAAAAAGAUUUCCGCCAUUCGAGGAGAGCUUCAAGGAUGCCGAAUGUGACCAAUGAAUCAGCGGCAUUAUGUAUAAUGUAAACUGACAUUUAUUUAAGUAUGAUGAGGCUCUGUUUUAUAUAAGCUAUGCAGGCGACUGACAUAAUGGCAGCGUACUUGCUUGGCUCCGACUAUAGUAGAUGCUUGCAAUGCUGUCGGUUAGUUGCAUUUCUUAUGCUGUCCAAGACUAUUUGAUAAUUUAUUUUAAAAUAUGAUUACCCUUCUCUACAAUGAUCUGUACUACUCUUACUGCAAUUUUGAUAGUCAUUGUUCAGUAUAAUUCCUUAGUGUUUUUGAGU
Molecule: messenger RNA, 2955 nt
Organism: Hyalella azteca
Lineage: Eukaryota; Metazoa; Arthropoda; Malacostraca; Amphipoda; Hyalellidae
Product: CTTNBP2 N-terminal-like protein
Exons: 11
Coding region: 166-2226 (686 amino acids)
Source: RefSeq, a predicted model, not a curated record